UUGUGUUCGUUUUCGUUGUCCUGUCUGUUUCUAUUCGAACUAUUCGACGAAAGCAUCAAUUCAUCGUAACAGCGUUGAACUGGUUAGAUGUGCCUGAAUGUUCCGUGUUCGUGUUCAUAACUAGAUUUCCAGGAGCUGCUACGGUUACCAACUUUUUGUUUCAGAUCACAUGUGCGAUGGCUUGCGACUCUGAAGGAAAAUCUGUCUUUCGGCCGACUAGCUACCCGAGAAUGGAUUUCGACCCGAGUGUUCCAGCAUCGAUGCGGCGUAAAUGUAUGGUGAACAACCAGUUCCUAUCCGAUGUGACGUUCGACGUCGGUCCGUCGCAUCAAAAAAUAUUUGCCCAUAAGAUUCUACUAGUUACCGCGUCUGAGUAUUUCUACGGCAUGUUCUCUGGCAACUUCGCAGAGACUCGCCAAACGGAGGUCCGGCUAGAAUCCGUCGAUGCGCAGUUGUUCCUCACAAUUCUGCGCUACAUAUACUGUGGAACCGAUGCUAUCGUGCUCAAUGUUGCUAACCUGCGCGACAUCUAUUCUUAUUCUCAUCGCUUCAUGCUGAACGAAUUGAACAACGAGGUAUGCACGUUUUUGGAAAGGCGAGUCGAAAACGAGGGUCCGCUCCAAGUUCUCAUAGACAACCGAUUCUUUGACUUCCCAUCCAUUGACGACAACUGUUUGCAAAUAAUAUGCAAAAAUCCGCUAUACUUUUUCAACAUCGAAACAUUUCUUGAGAUCGAUAAGGUUUCGCUUGAUUUAAUCAUGUGCGCUCAGCAAAUCAACUGUACCGAUGACCAGCUGCUGGCGGCAUUUGACAUAUGGAACGGCCGUAAUCACUUCUCAGAGGAGGAAGCUAAGGAAAUGAAGGAAAAGAUCUUGAAUUGCAAGCGUUCGUACAAUUGUACCAAGCUGCAUCUUUUCGGCGGUAUGAUCUUUACCAUGGAAUCAGAAGAUGAAGCGCUCAGGUUCUACAUUCAGUCGGACAGCGACAUUGAAUUGUACGGCAUCGGCGUGCAUAUUAAGUCCAUCUCAAAGGUCGUGGAGAUACAUAUGACCAUCGAAGAUGACAUGGGGGCCGAAAUCACCUCCGAUAUGUUCGAGUAUGAGAACAAACUCACUAAUACGGUCGGCGUGGCCGAUCUGUUCUUCGAGAAGACCGUACUGUACACGCAUUGCGCUUACAAGAUUUCGCUUCGGACGAUGCCAUGUUGCGAGAUGUUAAUGCUUUUAGAUCCUUACGUAUGCCACGACUCAAUAAGGUUGAACUUCACACACUCGAAUGGCUCGAACCGUUACAUGCAGGGUUUGGCUUAUAUCUUCUGCGAAGAGUGUCCGCCAACCGUCCCUGGUUUAUAGAGGAGAAAACCAAAACAGUUGGCGUCGCCGAGUACCGAUACCCUUUCACGAUGUUCAUGGACUGUAGUACCGAAGACAUUUGCGCUAUGACAAUGAAUUUUUCGCUGGACUUUGACGAAGUCACCACGAUCCCCGGCCAUCAUCAUCGUAUACCAGGAAAUAGUAUUUUUUUAAUAAUAAAUCAAUGAGAGAUAUGGAGUCUGGCUGAUAGCAUGCUUCGGCAAACCUGUUGUAUCCGGAUGCUGG
Messenger RNA from Anopheles bellator, 1598 nucleotides. RefSeq names its product kelch-like protein diablo. The transcript is spliced from 2 exons. Gene Ontology annotation, biological process: neurogenesis. The coding region runs from base 177 to 1352 and encodes 391 amino acids. Gene Ontology annotation, molecular function: protein binding. NCBI's taxonomy places the organism in Eukaryota, Metazoa, Arthropoda, Insecta, Diptera, Culicidae. The record is from RefSeq and is a predicted model, not a curated record. Gene Ontology annotation, cellular component: cytosol.